Messenger RNA from Arvicola amphibius (Eurasian water vole), 2004 nucleotides. RefSeq names its product G protein-coupled receptor 137 (gene Gpr137). The record is from RefSeq and is a predicted model, not a curated record. The coding region runs from base 616 to 1884 and encodes 422 amino acids. Lineage: Eukaryota; Metazoa; Chordata; Mammalia; Rodentia; Cricetidae. Gene Ontology annotation, biological process: positive regulation of TORC1 signaling; negative regulation of bone resorption; regulation of autophagy. The transcript is spliced from 7 exons. Gene Ontology annotation, cellular component: lysosomal membrane.
GCGGGAGCCGGGGAGCUGGAGCCCCGUGUCCCGGCGACCGGAUCCCGCGUCCCCAGCAGCGGCCUGAGGACCUGACAUCGACUUCCUCUUAUUCACCGGGGCUAAGGGUGGACGCGGUGGGGGAACAACGCCUGGAAUCUUGAGGACAGAGGAAGAAGCCUCCCAAUCCGGAUUAUUGGAGGGGAAAGAGCCACCAAGCGUGGGGAGGGGGAGAGCGGGGCGUUGGGCGCCCCCGCAGCGGCCGCUGUCCUAAACUGAGGGGCAUCGGCCGGCUCUCCCCCUCCUGCCAGCCGGACACGAGCGACUAAGGCCAGGGACUUUCUGUACCACUGCAUCCUCCCAUCUUGGCUCUGGGGCUGACCCAGGGAGGGACACCCCCAACCCCCACUCCAUUUGCCUUGGGUAGGAAAGAGUACCCUUACACACUCCAGAGUGAGGAGUCCAGGGCCCAUCCCCCACGUCUCUGUUGAGGAAAGGCCUGGCAACCCCAUCUUCUUUCCUCCAGAGUCCCCAGCUCUCACGGCCUCCUGCAGUUCCCACCCCUCCGUAUUUAUUUCCCUGGCUUCUGGCCAGCCCUCCAUCUCUGUCUCCUGAUUUCAGGCCUCCCUCCUUGACAUGGAGAGCAACCUGUCUGGCCUGGUGCCUGCAGCCGGGCUGGUACCUGCACUGCCGCCUACAGUGACCCUUGGGCUGACCGCUGCCUACACUGCCCUAUACGCUCUGCUCUUCUUCUCUGUCUAUGCCCAGCUCUGGCUGGUGCUUCUGUAUGGGCACAAGCGCCUCAGCUAUCAGACGGUGUUCCUGGCACUCUGUCUGCUCUGGGCAGCUUUGCGUACCACACUCUUCUCCUUCUACUUCCGAGAUACUCCCAGGGCCAACCGCCUGGGGCCCUUGCCUUUUUGGCUUCUCUAUUGCUGCCCUGUCUGCCUGCAGUUCUUCACACUGACGCUUAUGAACCUCUACUUUGCCCAGGUGGUGUUCAAGGCCAAGGCGAAGCGUAGGCCAGAGAUGAGCCGAGGCUUGCUGGCUGUCCGAGGGGCCUUCGUGGGCGCUUCGCUGCUCUUUCUGCUGGUGAAUGUAUUGUGUGCGGUGCUGUCCCGCCAGCACCGGGCACAGCCCUGGGUUCUUCUGCUGGUCCGUGUCCUGGUGAGCGACUCCCUCUUCGUCAUCUGUGCCCUCUCGCUUGCUGCCUGCCUCUGCCUCGUCGCCCGGCGAGCCCCUUCCACUAGCAUCUACUUAGAGGCUAAGGGGACCAGUGUGUGCCAGGCGGCUGCCAUAGGGGGUGCCAUGGUUCUGCUCUAUGCCAGCCGGGCCUGUUACAACCUGGCAGCUUUGGCCUUGGCCCCUCGGAGCCGGCUAGAUGCCUUCGAUUACGACUGGUACAACGUAUCUGACCAGGCAGACCUGGUGAAUGACCUAGGGAACAAAGGCUACCUGGUGUUUGGCCUCAUCCUGUUCGUGUGGGAACUGCUGCCCACCACACUGCUGGUGGGCUUCUUCCGGGUACACCGGCCCCCGCAGGACCUGAGCACCAGUCGAAUCCUCAACGGGCAGGUUUUUGGCUCUCGUUCCUACUUCUUUGACCGGGCUGGGCACUGUGAUGAUGAGGGCUGCUCCUGGGAGCACAGCCGGAGUGAGAGCACCAGCCUCUCUGCUCCCCCAUCCUAUGUGACCCUGGGCACCACCUGGGACUCCUGGUACUUACCUUGCUUCUCUGCCUGCAGCAUGUCCGGCAGCCUGGGCUCUGGCAGCUGGUAUGGUGCCAUCGGGCGCGAGCCAGGCUGGGGCGGGGCCAGCCAGACAAGGACCACUCCUCUGCUCUUCUCCCAGGUGCCAGGACCUGGCGGUCACCACCACAGCCUCUAUUCCACACCACAGACAUGAUCUCCUUUUACUCCCCUUAGAGCACCCAGGCCCUAGCUCCCCUUAUCCCUGGCCCCUGUGCCAAGUGCAUCUGCCGCUUCUUGCCCAGGAUGCCAGGGGACUGUGGCUGCUUCUCUCCUC